UAGACAUGGACCAUAAACGCUAAGUUUCUUUUACUUUUCAUCCACCUGUACAGUACUGCCUGGUUUAUUUAGUGGCUUUCAGUGUUUAUUUAAGAUGUAGUGAGAAACAACGCUAUAUUCAUCAAACGUCUUUAGUCUUAUUAGUGUUUAAAAUAUGAUGUGAACUGUCUGCCAGCGCCAGUGAAAGUAUUUGGAUUUAAAGAGAAUGCACAUCCAGUGGAGUAAUUUAUCCAGCAGGAAUAUGCCAUUCAGACCUCACACAAGGUUGAUGUUUAUAACCUCCCACAAUUCACAACAAAACUCUACCAGAAGUGUGUCGGCUCAUUCACAAUGUCAGCGCACACAAGCUGGGCACACUAACCGUUGGCAGCUGGCAGGUGCUUUAGGCAGUGACCUGCUGGGUCAGGCACAGGUUCGGAGGGCAGAGGAGUUUGGUGGUAAAUCAGCAGACAGAAAAAUUAAAUCAGCUGACCCCAUGGGACUCCACUGGCACGAGGAUGCCACUAGCUGCCCACAAUCCCCUUUGCCACGUCUCAUUCACCCGCUCUCGGCCAGCCGACGUACCAGAUUCUGCAAAGAUGUCACAUGGUCUUCAAAGCUUGACACUCCAGAGGAACAAUUUUUCAUUUUGUCUCGCAGAUUGACCCAAAACGCUAAACCAGAUGCAGUACUGGAAUGUCUGGGGGUCAGGUGGGAGCUGCAUUGCUCUGUCUUGAGCUAUUCAGACACAUUAUCUGAGUUGUAUACUAACAGCAAAAGACAGAGGGAUGUUCAGCUACAAGAGAGAGCUGCUAUUGGUAAAGACAGCAGAGUUAAUAGGACUCAGCGUGAAAGAGGACUGGUCUACAGAAAGUGGCAUCUCAGCGGCCCUUUGAUUCUCCGACUGCCUGUCAAAGAUGCCUCCAUCAAUAAAGAGGCUUUGUCUUUUUCCCUGCGGACCCUGUACGACCCAGAGGAACGCCCCAGUGAGUGGGGAGAGGCUGUGCUCUCUACUGCUGCAUUACUGGGAAUGUCAAACCUCUUCCAGAAGUGUCUUAAAGAGAUGUUGGCAAAUAUCUCAUCACUGACUGUGUGCAGCUUUCAUCGAGUGUCCUGCAAGUUUAAAGAGACUGUUCUCCAGAGAGCAUGUGAGCGCUGGUUGGAGCUGUUCCUAGUGACUGAACUCUCCUUCCAUAUAAAACUCAGAGAUUUGCCUUUUGACCUCCUGCUGCAGACCCUGCUUAGUCCAAGACUGUUCACAUCUAAUGAGUAUGAGGUCUUGAGAGCAGUGCUGUGCUGGCUGUACCUGCAGUUAAACCCCCCCAGACAGACCCUACCAGCCCACAGCACCAUCAUCACCUUCUUCUCCAAGGAAACGACAAUUUUCUUGGAACAGCCUCAGGGUCAAAAAUACAUCACUAUCUUUCAAGCCCUUCGUCUGCAUGGCAUUACUGAAUGGCAGCAUCUGCAGGAGCUGCAAAACAUCAGAGUUCUUCCUGAAUCCUGGCUGCUGCACAUCCUGUCCAAUCAUUACCACACUCUUUACAGCGGGGGCGACAUGGUAUUGACUGACUUCUCCAAACAAGCUAUCCGUUUUGGAAUGAUGUUUGAUAGGGAACAAGAGUGCUGCACUCAAACCAUCAGCAUCUAUGGCUUUUACUUUCUUCUGCAAGCUACUAAAAUGGGUGAAUCAGAUACAUACAGCUUUUCCAUUGAGAGGUUAAGACACUGGGAUCCUGCUGUGUGCCAAUCUUCCAUUGUGAGCCGCCCAUACAGCGUGCGAUCUGAUCGAUCAGUGUGCUAUCACAUCACAGUGCAAAGCUACGCCAGUGGCGAGUGGCAAGAGCACAGCAGUGGAACUGUCAAUCAAGAGUUUGGCUUAUGCAAACGCCGCUCUAGAAGCAAGCCGUUCCAGAUUGAAGGACUUUCUUCUCCCAUCCUGGUGACCUUUGCUCUGGCAUUCCCAUUUUGAGCUUGCAUCUUGCCCCCUUUUCAUAGUAAAUAUAUUAAUGGAUUAUACAGAAUGAUAAAAUGCUUUUGUGUUUUUCAUGUUCGUGUAUGGUGGACACUAUGUCUAAUAACAGCUAUAUUGUACUAUGAAUUCCCAUAGAGUCACUAAAUUAGACAUGAGCAAUGCACAUGCUUGAUAUUCGUGUUUAAUUAUUAAUGAUUUAUUUAAAAAAAAAAAAAAAAAGCACAGAAUUGCUUAUUAUAUCAUCAUAUCAGGGAUUUGAGUACAGGCACUUGCACCAAAAAAGAAAAAAGAAAAAUUCAGAACCACCUCUGAAAAUAAAUCAUUUAAACAGCUGCUGCGCUUAAGAAAAGUAAAAGGUUGUUUUUAACCCAGCAUUUUUUGAGUGCACAAUUUAAUGUGGGGAAUAAAAUGAUGAAGCAGCUCUUUAUUGUGCGUGCAGCAGUAAACGACUCUUUACAGCAGGUAAAGAAUAGACUGUUAAUAUAUAGCCAUAAUAGUAAGUAACAAAAUAUUUUUAAUGAAAUGAAUGAACUAUAUUUUAGUUUGUUUGUUUAUUUAUUUUUUAUUUAACAUUUUGCAUUUUUGGGGAAUUUUAUGGUACUAAAUUAUGUUUAAGGAAUAGUUAUGAUCCAUUUAUUACCUGUUAACUAUAGUUAAUAUACUUUUUGAGCAUUGACCUGAAAAAAAAAAUCCAACUUAAACUGUUUACUUAAAAGCAUAUUUGCUCCCCAUUUAUUUCCAAUGUGGUCUUUUUUAACCGUGAACAGCACAAGCGUGACUUUUUUUUUUUCCAGAACCAUUUAACCUUUUUGAAGAAUAUCUAUGAUUGAUUGAUUGAUUGAUUGACUGAUUGGUUAUCUAUCUAUCUAUGUAGAUAAAUAAAGACAGUUAAGGGUUAGAAACACUUCUGGGUUUUUUAUUCAUUUCCAGCUUAAGCAACAAAAAUAACAGCAUCCAAAAUCCUCUGUAGCUUUAAUUAUUUAAAAAAAGAAGAAGAAGAAGUGGCCUCAUUGCUGUACAAAAAAAUGCAGUGCAGUCAAUAAACAAUGCAAAAGUAGCAAUGUAGACCUAAAAAUAUCUGAGAGUAAAGAUACAAAGAGCAAAGAUUCAAAAAGGUUAAGAAAGAAAGAAAGAAAAGAAAGAAAAAUUCAUGCUAAUGCAUUUUUUACUAUUAUUUAUCAUGCAGGGUUUUUUCCCUCAAGUUACUAUUUUAUUUUUAUGCAUAUAUUUGAAGUUCUUAUUUUAUAUUAGAUUUUAUUUUAUUU
Onychostoma macrolepis is the source of this 3219-nucleotide messenger RNA. RefSeq names its product BTB (POZ) domain containing 16 (gene btbd16). The transcript is spliced from 17 exons. NCBI's taxonomy places the organism in Eukaryota, Metazoa, Chordata, Actinopteri, Cypriniformes, Cyprinidae. The record is from RefSeq and is a predicted model, not a curated record. Bases 206 to 1951 code for a protein of 581 amino acids.